Molecule: messenger RNA, 660 nt
Organism: Suillus discolor
Lineage: Eukaryota; Fungi; Basidiomycota; Agaricomycetes; Boletales; Suillaceae
Exons: 4
Coding region: 1-660 (219 amino acids)
Source: RefSeq, a predicted model, not a curated record
AUGAACUGGGAGGCUGAACUUUGUGGAAAUGAACCUGGUCCAAUGGUGGAGACUGAUGAGAAAAGUUGGUGCCGAUGCCUAAGGAUUGCCCUGAAACUGCUGGAAGAGCAUCUUCUGAAGGAUGAUGCCGGAACCACCCAGAAAACUGGCGCCCAAGCCAUGAUCGAGACGGAGCCAUCAACACCCAUGAAUGUGGAUACCUGGCCUUCGGUUCCCGUACCCUCCAAGCGUCGGGCUUCCCCUGCAUCUCCCAACAGGCAUAAACCCAAGAAAGCAAAAAUUCACCAGUGUGGUCCAAAAAUACCUGGCUCCCAGCAGCCCUCCAAUCCAUUUUCAAACCAUGAGAAGCACAAGAGAAAGGAUAAAGAAAAGACCAUCAAGUCCAUGGCGCCAUCCAGGUCCGGAUCACAGGUUCAGGUUGCAUCGCCAGAUGCCUCAGGAUCUGGACCCGGACCAUCAUCCGGCAGGACGAGAGAUGCUAUGUCCACACUCCAUGAGGUGACUACACUCCCCAAAACACUGUGGGAAGAUGUGUUGACCCCUCAGACCAUGGCCAAUUGGUCCAUAGGAGAACGCACCUCCGAGAUAUCACAGUGGGAGGUAAUGGGGGAUCAGAGUUGGUCAGAUUUUCAGGACAGAGUGCCAAUGAGACCAUGGUGA